Messenger RNA from Lindgomyces ingoldianus, 1275 nucleotides. Its product is annotated as MFS general substrate transporter. The coding region runs from base 1 to 1275 and encodes 424 amino acids. Gene Ontology annotation, cellular component: fungal-type vacuole membrane. The record is from RefSeq and is a predicted model, not a curated record. Gene Ontology annotation, biological process: transmembrane transport. The transcript has 5 exons. NCBI's taxonomy places the organism in Eukaryota, Fungi, Ascomycota, Dothideomycetes, Pleosporales, Lindgomycetaceae. Gene Ontology annotation, molecular function: transmembrane transporter activity.
AUGGAAAGCAAUGAGUACGAGAUCAGACAGGAUGGAGGGGCGACAGCAUGGCUCCAAGUUUUCGGAUGUUGGCUGCUCUUCAUGAACACAUGGGGUCUAACAAACUCCUUCGCCAUCUUCGAAACAUACUACACCGAUACCAAACUCCCUACCACCAGUCCUUCGUCCAUAUCAUGGAUUGGCUCUUUGCAACUCUUCCUCACGCUCUUCAUCGGCGUUUUCGCAGGCUGGUUCUUAGACGCUGGAUACAUCCGGGCCGUAAUUGUCAUCGGCAUGUCCUUCGAGGUUGUUGGGAUGUUCAUGACGAGUCUUUGUGAGACGCAGUGGCAGCUCCUCCUCGCGCAGGGCGUGUGCGUUGGGAUAGGGAGUGGAAUUUUGGCUUUUACCAGCGCGGCCGUGAUUCCAUUUUAUUUUACUAAGAGGAGGAUGCUAGCCGCAGGGAUUGUGAGCACGGGUAGUAGUGUGGCUGGCGUCGUAUAUCCCCUGAUGAUGCGCGAGCUCUUCCAAUCUGUCGGAUUCUCCUGGGCAGUCCGCAUCCUGGCCUUCGUUAUCCUAACUACACUGCUUCUGAGCAUUGUGGUCUUGAAACCUCUCACAAGGCGCAAGAAACAUGCUGCGUUUUUUAAAGCGAGCUUUCUACGCGAUACUGCAUAUACACUUUUUAUCCUCGCCUACGCAUUCAUGGUUGCCGGGGUUUAUGUUCCGUACUUUUAUAUUCAAAAGUAUGCGUUGGAAUUGGGAAUUGAUGAAGAUAUGACGUUUAACGUCAUUAGCAUUAUGAAUGCUGCGACAUUCUUUGGGCGGUUUCCGUAUAACUACCUCGCAGACAUGUACGGCGGUAUCACAAUCCUAAUACCCUGCUGUCUCGCCACUUCCCUCCUCCUCUUCCUCUGGCGCUUCGUCCACACCCUCUCUGGCCUAAUCGCCAUCUCUGCAACAUACUGUUUCGUAACCGGCGGUCUGGUCUCCCUGCCGGCCGUCACCAUCGCUAAUCUCACGACCAACAAAUCCGAGUACGGGACUAGGAUGGGCAUGGGAUAUACUGUUGCAGCGGUAGGCGCAUUGGUCGGAAAUCCGAUUGCGGGGGCGGCGAGAAGGGCUGGAGGUGGAAUGGUUCGGGAGGGGGGUGUGGGACUGGGUGUAGAUGUUGGAGAUGUUAUGGCGAGGUGGCAAGGUGCGUGGUUUGUGGCUGGUGUGGUAUUGUUGAUGAGUACGGGGCUGAUGGGAGUGGCAAGGUGGGUCAGAGUGGGUUGGAAUUGGAGAGUUAAGUUGUGA